Cajanus cajan (pigeon pea) is the source of this 2144-nucleotide messenger RNA. Its product is annotated as putative amino acid permease 7. The record is from RefSeq and is a predicted model, not a curated record. Lineage: Eukaryota; Viridiplantae; Streptophyta; Magnoliopsida; Fabales; Fabaceae.
GAUUAUGUUAUAAUUAUUGUUUUGGGGAUUGAAGGAGUAAAAAGAAGUUAGUAGUGAUGGACAUGGUUACUAGAAAUAGAAGAAAAGUGAAAAAGAAGACAUAAGAGUGUGUGAGUAUAUAAUAUGAGACGAUGGAGCUGGCGGGUUAUUAGGACCCUUCCACGAGUCAUUCACUAUCUGAUUUGUAUCUGGCAAUAGGCAGUUUCUUAUGACUGAUCCCACUCGACACACAAACCCACUUUCCCAUCCACAAACAAAGUUCCUUAAGUCACCCAUUCCAAUGAACUCAAACUGAAAAUUCAGUGAAUCAAUUUCAUCCACUCUUCAGGUUUUUGCCAUCUCAUCAAAAACCAUGAAAGAAGAAGGUUCUGCAACUGACAGCGCCCCAUUUUUGGAGGCCCAAUAUGCAGCACGUCAUGUCGAAAGAACCGGGACAGUGUGGACUGCAGUGGCACAUAUAGUGACAGGUGUGAUAGGGUCAGGAGUGUUGUCUUUGGCAUGGAGCAUUGCACAGCUUGGAUGGAUUGGAGGGCCAUUAACAAUUGUUUUCUUUGCUUCCAUCACUCUUCUCUCUUCUUUCCUUCUUAGCAACACAUAUCGUUCUCCAGACCCUGAACAUGGCCCCAAUAGAAGCUCCUCUUACCUUGAUGCUGUUAAUUUCCACAAGGGAGAAGGGAAUAGUCGCUUCUGUGGUAUUUUUGUGAAUGUAAGCUUAUAUGGUUUUGGAAUUGCUUAUGUCAUUACCGCAGCUAUCAGCAUAAGAUCAAUCCAACAAUCAAACUGCAACCAAGACAAAGAAGGGAUUGGAUCAUGUGGAUUUCCUGAUGCAUAUUUUAUGCUUAUUUUUGGGGCUAUCCAAGUUGUUCUGUCACAAAUACCCAACUUCCAUAAUAUUCAAUGGUUGUCAAUUCUCGCAGCAAUUACAUCCUUUGCUUAUGCUUUCAUAGGAAUGGGGCUUUCUGCCGCGCAAGUCACAGAAAAUGGCCAUGCUAAGGGUAGCAUUGAAGGAAUCCCUACUUCCAGUGCAACUGCAAAAGUAUGGCUGGCUGCUCAAGCACUUGGUGACAUAGCAUUCUCCUAUCCAUUCUCAGUGAUUCUUAUAGAAAUACAGGAUACAUUGAAGUCGCCUCCACCAGAAAACCAAACCAUGAAGAAGGCCUCAACGAUAUCUGUCAUUGUCACAACAUUUUUCUACCUCUGUUGUGGGUGUUUUGGAUAUGCAGCCUUUGGCAAUGAUACCCCAGGAAACCUUUUAACAGGGUUUGCACACUAUAAACGACAUUGGCUUGUAGACUUUGCCAAUGCUUGUAUAGUCAUUCACCUAGUGGGUGCAUAUCAGGUGUAUAGCCAGCCACUUUAUGCCAAUGUUGAGAAUUGGCUUCGUUUCAGGUUCCCAGACAGUGAAUUUGUGAAUCACACAUACUUCUUGAAACUCCCAUUGCUGCCAGCUUUCCAACUAAAUUUUCUCAGGCUAACUUUCAGAACUGCAUACGUUGCAUCAACGACUGUGAUUGCCAUCAUCUUUCCCUACUUCAAUCAGAUUUUGGGAGUUUUGGCUGGCAUAAUCUAUUAUCCAUUAACCAUAUAUUUUCCAGUGGAAAUGUACUUGAGUCAGUCCAAUAUUGACGCAUGGACGACUAAGUGGGUCUUGCUUAGGACUUUUAGCAUUGGUGGUUUGCUGGUGGGACUGUUUACUCUAGUUGGAUCCAUUGAAGGGAUAGUAUCUGCAAAACUAAGCUGAGAAGCUUAGUGAUCUCUCCUAGAAUUGGAAGUUGAACUGAGGAAUUAGAUUGUGGUUACUUAUUUUGCCCCUUCAUUGAAAACCAGCAUUCAACAUUGGACAGUGGACACUCCCACCCGAAAAAAAACAUAAAGAAUUAAGCAGAUGAAUCCAAGGUUGUGUUGUUCUUCCAGUUAAAAUGUAGUAGUAAGGGUGUGUGAUAGAGUUGCAGAAGCUUAAAAUUGUAUUUGUUUCUUGAAAUGAUUCUUGAGAAACUAGGUAGUUUCAUUUAAGAUGCAAAUUAUUGUUAUGGAAUAAGAAGUUGAGCAUGUCUGGUUUUUGAAGCAGCCGACUUGAAGCUAGAGGAUAGGUGUUCUCUACCUGAAUAAAUGAAUUCCAUUCUACUUUCAGUGUUUGGUAAAAA